Drosophila montana is the source of this 821-nucleotide messenger RNA. RefSeq names its product calmodulin-beta-like. The transcript has a single exon. NCBI's taxonomy places the organism in Eukaryota, Metazoa, Arthropoda, Insecta, Diptera, Drosophilidae. Gene Ontology annotation, cellular component: myosin II complex. The coding region runs from base 62 to 505 and encodes 147 amino acids. Gene Ontology annotation, molecular function: calcium ion binding. The record is from RefSeq and is a predicted model, not a curated record.
CAUUACUCUUCGAUUUUUUUUUUUUUUUUUUAUUUAACAAAAUUGUACCGUGCCAACUAAAAUGGAUAUGACUGCAGAUCAGAUGAAGGAAUUUCAGCGUGCCUUUAAAAUGUUGGACCGAGAUGGAGAGGGUAAUAUUCAGGCGAGAGAUUUGGGCGCGUUUAUGAGAGAUUUGGGAAAGAUGCCCACAGACAGCGAGUUGCAGUCAAUGGUCAACCAGGUGGACACAGAUGGCAACGGGACCAUAGAUUUUGAAGAGUUUGCUAGUGCCAUGAUGGCAAGAAUGAAACAAGUACCAGACGAUGAUGAUCUGCGCGAGGCAUUUAAUGUCUAUGACAAGGAGGGUACCGGUAUUGUAGGACCGGAUCAGCUGCGUUCCGUAAUGAUAGCGUUACGUCUGAAGCCCACAUUUGAGGAGAUUGACGAACUGAUACAAGAAGGCGACGAAGAUGGCGACGGCUUCCUGAGCUACGAAGAGUUCGUCCGUUUGAUGACCCCCCAAUAGAAAACAAUGAAAGAUGAAAGAUCAGAUCUGAACAUAACAUACUACCUAAGCCAGAACAAUUAUUCGUAUUAGAGCAGAAGAAGCGUUUCGAUAAGUUAAGGAUUAUAAAUUAAAUUUGUUGUAUGAACAUUCAGUGAGUAACGGGACUGAACACAGAAUUGUGGGAGUAAAAUUUUUUUUAAAAGAUGUAUCCUACGUCUCGUAUAAUGAAAGCUGGCUCAACUGAUUUAGAUACAAUGCUACAUAUAUAUAAAUAUAGAUAUAUAUAUAUAUAUUUCGAGAAAUAAAAAUUUAGUUGAUUUAAAAAAUGAAAAAA